Sphaerodactylus townsendi is the source of this 4355-nucleotide messenger RNA. RefSeq names its product importin 11 (gene IPO11). Gene Ontology annotation, cellular component: cytosol; nuclear envelope. Lineage: Eukaryota; Metazoa; Chordata; Lepidosauria; Squamata; Sphaerodactylidae. The coding region runs from base 125 to 3052 and encodes 975 amino acids. The record is from RefSeq and is a predicted model, not a curated record. Gene Ontology annotation, molecular function: small GTPase binding. The transcript has 30 exons. Gene Ontology annotation, biological process: protein import into nucleus.
CGCCGCGUUGCCCUGCCAGGGUGCGCUCGUCCCGACUAGUGGCGCGAGCUUCGGAAUAAGUGUGGCGCGCGUGCGCGAGAGACGGUCACCGCGCGAGGAAAGGCUCCGACCCUCAACAAUUUUCAUGGAUCUCAAUAGUGCCAGUAGUAUUGUGCUUCAGGUCUUGACUCAAGCCACCAGUCAAGAUACUGCUGUUCUGAAACCAGCCGAGGAACAAUUGAAACAGUGGGAGACGCAACCAGGUUUCUAUUCGGUAUUGUUGACUAUUUUCACAAAUCACACCUUGGAUGUGAAUGUGCGGUGGUUAGCGGUGCUUUACUUCAAAAAUGGAAUUGACCGGUAUUGGAGACGAGUAGCACCACAUGCUCUUUCUGAAGAGGAGAAAUCUACAUUGCGUGCAGGGCUUAUUGCAAACUUCAAUGAGCCAAUAAAUCAGAUUGCUACACAGAUUUCAGUCCUAAUAGCAAAAGUUGCUCGACUGGAUUGCCCUAGGCAGUGGCCAGAACUAAUUCCCAUCCUUGUAGAAUCUGUUAAAAUCCAGGAUGAUCUUCGCCAACACAGAGCUUUGCUUACUUUCUAUCACGUUACAAAGACUUUGUCAUCAAAACGGCUUGCUGCAGACAGAAAACUUUUCUAUGAUCUGGCUUCUGGAAUUUAUAGCUUUACUUGUUCACUGUGGAAUCACCAUACAGAUACUUUCCUCCAGCAGAUCUGUACUGCAGAUGAAACCGCUAUUAGCAAUUCGUUAGAGAGAACUCUGUUAUCAUUGAAAGUGCUUCGUAAAUUGACUGUUCAUGGCUUUGUGGAGCCUCAUCGAAAUGUAGAAGUCAUGGGAUUUCUACAUGCAGUAUUUGAGCGGUUAAAACAGUUUUUGGAGUGCAGCAGAAGUACAGAAGUGGUUAAUGUCUGCAGAGAUCGUCUAGAAAAAACUAUAAUUCUUUUUACUAAAGUGCUUUUAGACUUCUUGGACCAACAUCCUUUUUCAUUCACCCCUCUGAUUCAGAGAUCAUUGGAAUUUGCCGUCAGCUAUGUUUUCACAGAAGCUGGUGAAGGAGUAGUGUUUGAGCGGUUUAUUGUCCAGUGCAUGAAUUUAAUUAAGAUGAUUGUCAAAAACUAUGCUUAUAAGCCAUCCAAAAACGUGGAAGACAGCAGCCCUGAAACGCUUGAAGCUCAUAAAAUAAAGGCAUCUUUCUUCACAUAUCCAACAUUAACAGAGAUUUGCAGGCGAUUGGUCACUCACUAUUUUCUUUUAACUGAGGAAGAACUGACAAUGUGGGAAGAGGAUCCAGAAGGCUUCACUGUGGAAGAGACAGGAGGAGAUUCUUGGAAAUACAGUCUGAGGCCCUGCACAGAAGUGCUCUUUAUUGAUAUUUUCCAUGAAUAUAAUCAAACCCUUACACCAGUUCUUCUAGACAUGGUUCACAGUCUACAAGGUUCCACUAACAUAGAUGAUACCCAAACCCUGCUGAUUAAAGAUGCUGUGUAUAAUGCAGUUGGACUGGCAGCGUAUGAACUGUUUGACAGUGUGGAUUUUGAUCAGUGGUUUAAAAGUCAGCUACUAGCAGAAUUGCAAGUGACUCAUGACAGGUAUAAGCCAAUACGUCGACGAGUAAUCUGGCUAAUUGGACAAUGGAUUUCUGUGAAAUUCAAGUCUGAUUUAAGGCCUAUGUUAUAUGAGGCAAUCCGUAAUUUGCUUCAAGACCAAGACCUGGUGGUUCGUAUUGAGACAGCUACUACUCUGAAACUGACUGUGGAUGACUUUGAGUUUCGGACAGACCAGUUUUUACCAUAUUUGGAAUCCAUGUUUACUCUGCUCUUUCAGCUACUUCAAGAAGUUAGAGAAUGUGACACAAAGAUGCAUGUUCUUCAUGUUCUCUCUUGUGUGAUUGAAAGAGUCAAUAUGCAGAUACGACCAUAUGUUGGAUGUUUGGUUCAGUAUUUACCUCUACUUUGGAAACAAAGUGAAGAACACAAUAUGCUUAGAUGCGCUAUCCUCACUACCUUAACUCAUCUUGUCCAGGGCUUAGGAGCAGAUAGCAAGAACCUUUAUCCUUUCCUCCUCCCAGUUAUUCAGUUAAGCACCGAUGUUUCCCAGCCCCCGCAUGUAUAUCUUCUCGAAGAUGGAUUAGAAUUGUGGCUCGUAACAUUAGAGAACAGUCCCUGCCUUACUCCAGAACUGCUACGAAUUUUUCAGAACAUGUCUGCUCUUCUUGAGUUAAGUUCAGAAAACCUCAGAACCUGCUUUAAGAUCAUCAAUGGCUAUAUCUUCUUAUCUCCUUCAGAAUUUCUUCAGGUCAACGCAACUGAACUCUGCAAAUCAUUUUGCGAGAUCUUAAAAGACAUAACCACUGAGGGUCAAGUUCAAGUAUUAAAGGUGGUAGAAAAUGUUCUCAAAGUGAAUCCAGUAUUGGGCCCUGACCUAUUUCAGCCUCUUCUGCCAUCGGUGUUUCGUGGAAUUAUAAGUGGAGAAAGGUACCCAGUUGUCAUGUCGUCUUACCUGGGAAUCAUCGGCAGAGUCUUGUUACAAAAUAAAAGUUUUUUCUUGUUGCUUCUGAACCAGAUGGCCUGUGAAUUUGGGCAAGAGCCAGACCUGCUUCUUGGUCAUGUGAUUGAAAUGUGGGUUGACCGCAUGGAUAAUAUAACUCAGCCAGAAAGAAAAAAACUUUCAGCUUUGGCACUGCUUUCUCUUCUACCAUCCGAUAACAGUGUUAUCCAAGAUAAAUUCUGUGGUAUCAUAAACAUUUCAGUAGAAGGACUGCAUGAUGUCAUGACUGAAGAUACUGAAACAAGGACAUUCAAGGAUUGCAUGCUGAUGUCCAUUUCUGAAGAGCCCAAAGUGACAGAAGAAGAGGAGCCUCCCACAGAACAGGAUAAAAGGAAAAAGUUGCUUGCACUGAAGGAUCCCGUUCACUCUGUGUCACUGCAGCAGUUUGUAUAUGAGAAGCUAAAGGCACAGCAGGAGCUACUGGGAGACCUAGGUUUUCAGGCACUCAUGGAAACCGUGGAUGCAGAAAUAGUCACCCAACUGCAAGAUUUCUUACAGGGCUUUUGAGGAAACCGGUUUUCAGUUCCUCUUUCUUCACUUCCACUUUUAAUCUAUCUAAAAAAACCCAGCUUUAAACAAAAGAGAGAGAGAAAAAAUUUCUGUUGAAAUUUAAGAACAGAGGCUGUGGAAGUGGAUCCCCCCCCCCCCCCCGGGAAGACAAGAUUGAAAUAAUAACUAUAAAUUAUCUCAUUAGUUUUACUUUCCUGUCUCACCAGGUUGUAAUUUAUAUAUGGAAUGAACUUUUGCAUAACAGAGAUUCUAUGAAAGCAGCGGUUUCAUUUACUGUUAGUAAAAUGUCUCCGCUUUGAUCUCAACAGUCAUGUGCUCUUAAUACUCGCAGAAUGGUGGCCAUGGAGUUUCUUCCACCAGGAUAGGAAGUUGCUGAAAUUGCUGUUUACUCUUAAAACUGUAUUAAAAUUUAAGACAUUUAAAAGAACAGGGAAGCAUUUCAUUGGCAAAGCAUGUGUAGAUGUUACUGUCCCCAAUGAAGCAACGUACAUAGCAUAAAUAUAGUGAUACAAAUGGUCAAAAGUGUUAGCAUUUCCUCUAUGGAGAGCUAAAAUAUGUCUUCUGUGUGAAAAAGCAACUGAUGAAGUUAUCCAAAUUUUAAAAUUAUUGUGUUGAUCCCUGUAAGAAAAAAGAUUUUGGUAAGUUUCCUUGUUUUAUCUGUCCGAAAAUAUUUUUGAUUUAAAAUGUAGCAUGUAGACCCAGCGAUGCAUUUUGGUCUAUGUGAGAUGCAAAUUUACACUUGAUUUCCUUCUCCUAGCUUGGCAGUAUGCACUUGUAGAGAAAAGGGAUGAAGCAGUAUGCAAUUUCUGUUGUAGAAAAAAAUGUCCCCUACAAAGGCUUAAGGAUGAGAAGGGAUGUUUACCAAAGUUAUAUGAUUCUAAACAAUGGAAAGGAUGCUCUCCAAAUUAAAUAUUUGACGAACUUAAUCUGGGGAAGGGAAAUUGAUUGGAAAGAAUUCUGGGAUCCUGUGUCUUCAUAGAACUGCAUUCAUGUCUCUUCCAUUCCCCCACUCGGUCUGGUUCUCUUGGUCCUUCACCUCCUAUUUUAAGGAGUGGCUCUUUUCUUUUUGGACAAGGCUUCCUUUGUCUUCUCUUGUAAGAAAUCUAUUUUUUUAAAAGAAAACCGUUGACAACACACUAACAAAAUGUUAGUGUAAUAUUUGUGCAGAAAACUGUCAGUUGUGUGUAAGUAAAGGGGAACAAAGAUCUCCUUGCAAACUAUAUACUGUAAACUGUAUUGCAGUAUCCAGAAAUUCUGAUGCUUCCAAACAACAAAACAGUAAAAUUUUGAUUAAAUUUUC